Messenger RNA from Plasmodium falciparum 3D7, 858 nucleotides. RefSeq lists its product as uncharacterized. Lineage: Eukaryota; Apicomplexa; Aconoidasida; Haemosporida; Plasmodiidae. The record is from RefSeq and is a predicted model, not a curated record.
AUGAAAAAGUUAUCCGACUUUUACACGUACUCCAAGGACAAGUCCAUAUCUGUCUUUAAUUUUAAAAAGAAGGAGGAAGAAAAAAAGAAAAAAGAAGAAACAGGUUGGAUGAAAAAAGUAUAUUUGGAUUUUGAGAAGACAAAGAAUGAUACUUAUACAUAUGUGUCUAUUAAAACACAUCAAAUGAAGGAUAAAUUUAUGAAAUGGAAUUUAAGGUUUUUUAAGGUGAAUCAUUCAAAGUAUGAGCAUUUCCCAUGGUAUAAGAGAUUAUAUUACAUAAUGAAGGAUUAUAUUUAUAAUAUAUUAAAAAUAAAGGAAGAAGGAAUGGAUACAUAUGGAGGACAAAUAAGUCCAAAUGAAAAGAAAAUAUCUCGAUUAACAUCAACAUUUGAAAAUUUUGAUUUUAAAAAUAGAUACGCACAAAAACAGUCUGAAGAUUCAAUGAUUUAUAAAUAUAGGGAAAAUUUAAAGAAAGAAAAAAUGAAUGAUAGUUAUCUUAGUGAACGAAGUCAGUCCGAGAUAACUCGAAGGAAUUUGUCGAAUGAAAUUGUAUCAAUGAAGGGAUGUGAGAGUAAACUAUAUGAAGAAAUGUAUUAUAAUAAUAAAAAUGAUGAUAAUAAAAAUGAUGAUAAUAAAAACGAUGAUGAUGAUAACAAUAAUAAUUAUAAGAAUAGAUUGAGAAAUUUAAUGUCUAUUGGGAAUAUGACCAAUGAAAAAGUUUAUUCAGAAAAUGAAUCCAAGGUUACACAUAGUAAUACUGUUGAUAAAAAUGAAAAUUAUCAUUUUUUAAAUAUAGAGAAUUCCCCAAAAUUUAAUAUAAAAAAUACAUGGGAAAAAUUAAGCGGAUACAUUUCAUAA